This is a messenger RNA of Paramormyrops kingsleyae, 1337 nucleotides long. The record is from RefSeq and is a predicted model, not a curated record. Lineage: Eukaryota; Metazoa; Chordata; Actinopteri; Osteoglossiformes; Mormyridae.
AUCAGCGGUUGUGUCACCAGCAGCGAUACUAUAGACGGCUGUUCUAUGUUCAAUGAUACAACCAUGUGUCCAGCCCCUGCCACAUCUACUCCCAGCAACUCUGUCUCAGAUACCACCGUACAGCCGACUGUUGUGUACAGCCAGGCCAGGUUUAACCUGUCCAGUUUCAUCGGGGGCAUUAUUCUGGUGCUGUGUCUGCAGGCUGGGGGCUUCUUUGCUAUGAAGUUUAUGAAGGCGAAGGACAGCAGCUACGAGACCAUAGAGCAAGUCCAGUAGAAGCCCGGGGAUGGUCUGAAACACCAAACAAGAAAAGAUUGGAUAAUUUGGGGGGUGGGGGGGUGUUAUCAAACAAAUGAGGGGGGAACAGCAACUUUACUGUGUUGAUUUGGGAUUGAAAGUGUUUGCCGAAAGAAGAGCAUAUACAACAUCAUCUCCACAAUGCGUUUGACCCAGGGAUGUGAGUGCGGGAGCUUCUAGUGGGAUGUGUGAGAGAGUGUGUGCGUGAAUUGAACGGGAAGGGGCGGGGUCUGUGUGUCACUGCAUAUGCUGCUGUGGAUGGCCUCUCUGCCUACUUCAAUUCAGGCGCUGGAUUUCAUUCGGGAAGUGUGAGAUCUGGACCUCCUUUUCCCUUAUUUUGGCUCAGCGCAUCUGGAACCGGCGUUAGGCUACAAUCCGGGAAUAUGCCUCCAGCUGCUCAGCAUCAGCUAACAUACAGCUGCCCAUCCCAGCAAUGGGUGCUCCUUCAGUGUGCGUCUUUAAUUGCCCUACUUCUUUGUAUGCAUUCGAUGGUCAGGCAGGGUAUUUAACUGAGUUUCCUCCACAGUUGUAUAUGCAUUAAAACCUCCUACCACUUGACGGCUUGGUUUGUGUUAUUCACAAGUUGUGUGGUUCAUUUAUUACAGGGAUAAUAGGCUGUUCGAUGUGAUAAUUCAGUGUCUUGUCUUAUCUUUGAUAUGACUUUGUUUUGUUUUCUUGUAAAAGACAAAGAAAAGAAUCAAACAGCACUGGGGUAUUCUGAACCAUGCAGUUCAUCAAGGGCAUUCGGUUGGUUAAGUUACGGCUGUUUACGUGUUGAUUUAAUGUGGGUUUGAGUUUCAAUCUGUCUUUGACUACUGUAAUGGCGGAUGCUUUACAGUGAGCUAAAAGCGGCGAGUCUCCGAUCAAAUUACAAUUAUAAAUCCCACGACCGCCGGGCUCCUGUGUGUGGGUUCCCACAGGCUAAUGGCUCCGUAAUUGAGUAUGCUGUGACAAGUGACCUCGACUGUUACACGUUUAUGAUUUUUUUCAGGUGUUCCCUGUUUUGACAUUAUACAAAUAAAGCAUGCGGUUUUAUUCCA